AAAGAAAUCGCAUUAUCGAUUAACUAACCUCUAACCUAGACUUUACAAGUAAUUCUAGGAGCUAACAAGUAUAGCUUCGUCUGCAUUCAAUUUUGUAGACAAAAGUUACAGCGUGAGAGGCGAUUUUAUAUAACUUAGAAACGCCUUAUAUUCUGCAAGGUCUCAGGCAGAUUUGCAUCACACAAAUAUGCCAGGUCGGCAAGCCCACGGACGACCCGUCAGCGGCGGCGGCGGCGGCGGCGGCGGCGGCGGUGCAAGUACCAACAGCAAAGGCAAGAGGAGGUCAAAAUCGAAAGCCAACAAGAAGGCUCUGAACGCAUUCGCCAUCGCAUCCGAAGAGUAUGCCGAUCGCCAGAAGCGUACGCCCCGCAACCGCGAGCUUGAUGUACCUCUAAGCGGUGGUGGGGGUGGCAAGCAUGCCAGAGACGACGAUGACGACGACGAUGAAGAUGAAGACGAGGACGAGGGUCCGCCUAGAAAGAUGCGGCGAGGUGCCGACCGCGACGAAGAUGUCGAAUAUGGCAGCGAUAGCAGCGGAAACGAAUGGCGAGUUGGUGUCGACGAAGAUGACGACUCCGAGAUAGAAAGUGACGACGCCUUUGGGGAGAGCGACGAGGAGCGCUUUGAGGACUACACUUUUCGUGGAAGUAAAAAGAAGCAGAAGAAAAAGAACGAUGAUGAGGACGACGAAGAUAGCGAUGAAGACAUUGGCGAUGCUGACGGCGCUUCUCUCGGGUCUGACGCCAUUGACUUAGCUGCUGCCUUGGAUAUGUCUAUGUCAGAAGAUGAUGGAGAACCUGGAGCUGAUGAAGAGUCUGGCUCUGAUGAAGAGGAAUCUGACGACGACAACGAAGCAUCCGGCAACGAGUCUUCUGACGUUGAGGGUGAUGACGAUGAUGAAGUAUCUGAUUCUGGGAUCAACGCAUGGGUUUCUCAAUUUUCUGGGGUCAAAGAUACGGAUGACCAAGAUGUUGCGCCAACCAAGAAGCCUAAGAUCGGAUUAAAAGAUCUAGGCUUACUAGGGAUCAAAGAUCCGCAAUUGAAGAAGUCCCUUAAGCUUAUGACAAAAGAGGAAAAAUCUAGCAAGCCGCAGAAACUAGACGUUCCCCUCGCGAGACGCCAGCAGGAAAAGCUAGACCGCAGCGUCGCAUACGAAAAAACAAAGGAAUCUUUGGACCGCUGGACCGAAACUGUGAAGCACAACAGGAGAGCAGAGCAUCUUGUCUUUCCACUGCCGCAGACGGAGACUGGUCUUGCCAAACAUAACAACAGUGAAAUCCAACCGCUGAAUCGCAAAGCUCCAGGAACAGAAUUGGAAAGGACUAUCCUUGCGAUUAUGGAAGAAAGCGGUCUAGGCCCAAGUACUAAGAAAGAGGCCAAGGAGGCAGAAGAUCUAGAAUCUGCAGAAGCCGAUGGUUUAUCAGGAAAUAACCUCAAGGCCCUGUGGCAGGAGAAGCGUCGCGAAAGAGAGCUCAAGUCUCGAGAGGACGCAAGAGCGAAGCGUAUCAAGAAGAUUAAGAGUAAGGCCUACCAUCGUGUACACCGAAAACAAAAGGAAAGAGACGAGAUGAAGGAACACGAAGCUAUGGUUGCAGCUGGGGAGAUUGAUUCAGAAGAUGAGCGCGAGGCCCAGGAUCGUCAGCGAGCUAUGGAAAGAAUGGGCGCUCGGCACAGAGAGAGCAAGUGGGCUAAAAUGAGUAAUAAAAAUAGACGUGCUGCAUGGGACGACGACGUUCGAAUGGGCAUAGCUGAUAUGGCCCGGCGAGACGAGGAGCUACGCCGCCGUAUCGAAGGAAGACCAGCAAAGGGAAAUGAUGACUCGGAUGAAGGCUCUGACUACUCGGGCGACUCGGAUGAUAUUGAUGAGCGGAAGAGACUACUUAAACAGCUCGACAAUGUGUCCGAUGAUGACGAUGCACCCAAGUCGAAACUGAUGAAUAUGCAAUUCAUGAAGAAGGCCGAAGCAGCUAAGAGGAAAGCCAAUGACGAACUAAUAGCCGAAAUACGGCGCGAUCUAGCCUCAGAUGACGAAGCAGCUGCAAACUCUGACGAUGAACCUGCGGACAUUGGCCGACGAACGUUCGGUCAGCCAUCAGGAAGCAAGUCAGAGAAGGCCAGCGAGCAGUUCAUCAAGGUUGGGAAGAAAGGCAAGGCAGAAACUGCGGAUCUUCAGGCGGCCAGAGAGAAUAUCGCGGCCACAAAGUCUGGUCGAUCACAAGGUCUUUCAGCCCCGAUAUCACAAGACGUGAACGCAGAUUCUAUAGCGGGUGCUUGGAGUCAACCUACGGUGGCAGGGCCUCCAAGGAAACAAAGGGGCAAGAAGACUGGAUCUGGCGCGGAAGUGCUGGAGAUCGGUAUUGACUCUGUGGCCGUAGCUGCAUCGGCAAUUCCCGCUAAGAAACCCCCCAAGCCGAGUAAGAAGCAGCAAACGGCCGCGGAUGGGGACAACUCUUCGGACGACGAGACAAGCCAUCUGCCUAUCCAAUUCCGCGAGCAGGACCUCAUCGAGAAAGCUUUCGGCGGGCUAGACGUGGUAGCCGAGUUCGAGCAAGAAAAGGCAGCGAUCGAAGAGGCAGACGACGACAAGAUCAUCGAUAACACGCUUCCCGGCUGGGGCAGCUGGGUCGGCGACGGCGUCAGCAAUCGCGAGAAGAAGCGGCACCAGGGACGGCUCCUUACGAAGCAGGAGGGCGUCAAGAAGACGGACCGUAAAGAUGCGGGGAUGCAGAACGUUAUCGUCAACGAGAAGAGGAUUAAGAAGAACGAUAAGUUCAUGGCUUCCCAGCUGCCGCACCCUUACGAGUCGAGGCUGCAGUACGAGCGCGCGCUGCGGCUCCCCGUCGGCCCCGAGUGGAUGACCAAGGAGACGUUCCAGGAGGCGACCAAGCCGAGGAUAUUGAUGAAGCAGGGCAUUAUCGCGCCUAUUAUGAAGCCUACGCACUAGGAUAUACGGUGGUUUGGGUGAUGUGAUGUAGCGUUGAUGGCGCUUGUAUAUACCUACAAGGUAUCUAAAUUAGGCUAGGGGUUUUCAAAUCUAUAUGGAUGGAUGGUAUUGCUAGAGGUGAAAUAUCAUGGUGGCGGGCUAUUCAAAAGAAAAGAAUAGAAUCAUAGAGCUUGUUGGUCUCUUAUGAACUUUGUAUAGGUAUGCUAUUCGUUUGGCUAUAAAUCUGUAAUGAGUUCCUUAGACCACCUCACAAAUUAGAGGAGUAGCAGCGCCGGAACGGGAGUGAAAAUACUAAGAAGGCUAUGUUCAUAUUCAUCUUCUAGUCUUCCUUAUGAAUACGGAAUGCUAG
Messenger RNA from Daldinia caldariorum, 3293 nucleotides. Its product is annotated as small-subunit processome. The record is from RefSeq and is a predicted model, not a curated record. The coding region runs from base 188 to 2944 and encodes 918 amino acids. Gene Ontology annotation, cellular component: nucleolus; small-subunit processome. Lineage: Eukaryota; Fungi; Ascomycota; Sordariomycetes; Xylariales; Hypoxylaceae. The transcript is spliced from 3 exons. Gene Ontology annotation, biological process: rRNA processing.